Molecule: messenger RNA, 1419 nt
Organism: Scophthalmus maximus (turbot)
Lineage: Eukaryota; Metazoa; Chordata; Actinopteri; Pleuronectiformes; Scophthalmidae
Product: troponin I, fast skeletal muscle-like
Exons: 8
Coding region: 761-1279 (172 amino acids)
Biological process (GO): muscle contraction
Cellular component (GO): troponin complex
Source: RefSeq, a predicted model, not a curated record
UUUAGAUUAAUGAAUUUGUCAGAAGAACAUGUCUCGGUUGUUGAUCAGCAGUAAAUAUUUCAGUUCAAAUCAAAUUAUUAGUCACUAAUAAGGUUAGAAGAGAUUUUAACAUGUUGAUGAAAUUUUCUGGCUAAAGGAUGUCUGUAUCCUAUUCCUCCAAACUGUAAAGGCGUAAUUAUUUUCAAAUGGACCAUAAUGACCACAGUUCAUUUACACAAGAGGUAAGUGGCAUCAGAUUGACUAUUUCUAUUUUUACUAUUCUAUUUGCAGACAUUAUCUCAUGUUUUCCGAAAAUGUUACUUGCAACCCUUCAUAAAUACGGAACGAAUAACUUCUUUUUUUUUAAGUGUUUGUUAAUUUCUGUCUUCGUUGUCUUUCAGUUGCUGCAUCUGAAUCCAGCAUGAACUGAACCAGCUCUGAUUUCAAAACUGGAACAAAUAAGAUCUCUACAUGCCAAGCUGACACUUUGACCCUUCUCACUAAAAACUGCUGACCACCACUGGCCAGGCAUCAGUGAUGGAAGAUUUACGAUGUGAAUGGUCAAAGGAUGAAGGUAUUUCAGGAGCUCAUUGGCCUGGUUGGGCUCUGAGUUCCUCAUGGCCAUAACGAGGAACCUACAAACACCCUCCCAAGCACAUAAAUACCCCCCCACAGGUUUUCGGCUUUUAGUCCUUGACUCCCUCACUGUGUCCCAGCCCUUCUGUCAGUCUCUGCUGCCCUCCUCUUCAUCAUUUUAGUCUGAAACCAAAAAGAGGCCAAGAUGUCUGAGGGAAAGAGGAUGACAUCGAGCCGCAGGCAUCAUCUCAAGAGUUUGAUGCUGCAGAUCGCUGCUAGCUGGCUUGAGCAGGAAGCUAUCGAAGUUGCAGCCGCCAAAGAAGCUUACAUGGCAGAAAAUUGCGCCGCUCCUGAUCUGAGCGCAGACCAGGCGGCUCUGGUGGAAAUCUGCAAAAAGCUGCACCAGGCCCUCGACAAGAUCGACGAGGACAGAUAUGACGCAGAGGCCAAAGUGGCAAAGACAGACAAAGAGAUUGAGGAGCUGAAGCUGAAGGUGGUCGAGUUGGCUGGAGUGAAGAAACCCGCCCUGAAGAAGGUCCGUAUGUCUGCUGACGCCAUGCUGCAGGCUCUACUGGGAGGAAAACAUAAAGUGACCAUGGACCUGAGGGCUAACCUGAAGCAGGUCAAGAAGGAGGUCAAAGAGGAGGGUGCAGAGGCAGUCGGCGACUGGCGUAAGAACAUUGAGGACAAAGCUGACAGAAAGAAGAUGUUCGAGACCUCUUAAAGACUUUCAUAUUCAACUUUUGUUUUCACUUCCUCUGGGCUGCAGUAUUGCGUUCCCACUGUUGCAUCCGAUAUUUUUCAUGGAAUUGGAAUAACUUAUUCCAAUUAAACUAAUUAAAUUUUUUUUUUUUUGGAAUAAGG